AUGUCCUCAAACCAGAGUAGUACGUCAAACAAGUCCUCAAACCAGAGUAGUACGUCCAACAAGUCUUCAAAUCAGAGUAGAACGUCCUCCAAGUCCUCAAACAACAGUAGUACGUCCUGCAAGUCCUCAAAUCAAGUCCUCAAACCAGGAAAGUACGUCCAACAAGUCCUCAAACCAGAGAAGUACGUCCUGCAAGUUCUCAAACCAGAGACGUACGUCCAACAAGUCCUCAAACCAGAGAAGUACGUCCAACAAGUCCUCAAACCAAGUACUCAAAUCAGAGUAAGAAGUACGUCCAACAAGUCCUCAAACCAGAGUAGUACGUCCAACAAGUCCUCAAACCAGAGAAGUACGUCCAACAAGUCCUCAAACCAGAGAAGUACGUCCAACAAGUCCUCAAACCAGGGACGUACGUCCAACAAGUCCUCAAACCAGAGUAGUACGUCCAACAAGUCCUCAAACCAGAGUAGUACGUCCAACAAGUCCUCAAACCAGAGAAGUACGUCUAAAAGUUCUCAAACCAGUGUAGAACGUCAAACAAGUCCUCAAACCAGUGUAGUACGUCCAACAAGUUCUCAAACCAGUGUAGAACGUCAAACAAGUCCGCAAACCAGAGUAGUAGGUCCAACAAGUUCUCAAACCAGAGUAUUACGUCCAACAAGUUCUCAAACCAGAGAAGUACGUCCAACAAGUUCUCAAACAAGAGAAGUACGACCAAUAACCCCUCAAACCAGAUAA
Mizuhopecten yessoensis (Yesso scallop) is the source of this 738-nucleotide messenger RNA. RefSeq names its product putative protein TPRXL. The transcript has 2 exons. The coding region runs from base 1 to 738 and encodes 245 amino acids. The record is from RefSeq and is a predicted model, not a curated record. Lineage: Eukaryota; Metazoa; Mollusca; Bivalvia; Pectinida; Pectinidae.